Oxyura jamaicensis (ruddy duck) is the source of this 1352-nucleotide messenger RNA. RefSeq names its product coiled-coil domain containing 28A (gene CCDC28A). The record is from RefSeq and is a predicted model, not a curated record. The coding region runs from base 126 to 680 and encodes 184 amino acids. Lineage: Eukaryota; Metazoa; Chordata; Aves; Anseriformes; Anatidae. The transcript has 6 exons.
GCAGGGCGGGCCGGCCCCGUCCCCGGCUCCGCCCCUCCCCACAGCCACGUGACCCGCGCGCCGGGCCCGAGCCGGCCGCUUCCGCGGGGGCGGGGCGGAGGAGCUGGUCCGCAGGCGGCAAGGAGAUGGAGGAGAGGAAAAUCAAAAGGCGGAGCCCCAAGGCAGCCACCGCCCACCCCGCGCAGGCCGCCGGCUCCAAGAAGAGCGCCGUGCCCGUCAGCAAGAGCACGGCCUUCGGCAACCCCGCCCCGCAGCCCGCCGCGCAGAAACCCAAGCUGAAGAGAGUAAUAAAAGAGAAAGCCAAACCUCCAGGAGGCGAAGCAAAAGGGGCACAGGCAGCACCAAUCCAGCACUCUUUUCUCACAGAUGUAUCAGAUGUCCAGGAAAUGGAAAGGGGACUUCUCAGCCUCCUGAAUGACUUCCACUCUGGCAAACUUCAAGCAUUUGGAAAUGAAUGUUCCAUAGAGCAAAUGGAGCAUGUGCGGAGUAUGCAGGAGAAACUUGCUCGCCUCAAUCUGGAGCUCUAUGGGGAGCUGGAAGAACUCCCUGAAGAUAAAAGAAAACUAGCCAGUGACUCCAAUCUGGAUAGGCUGCUAUCAGAUCUGGAAGAACUGAAUUCAUCUAUCCAAAAACUACAUUUAGCAGAUGCUCAAGAUAUUCCAAAUAGUGCCACAGGUUGAAAGAACAGCUUUCUCAAGUUGGGUUCUUGCUGCCUUUUUUUUUCCCUGCCACUGGAAUCUAGAGUUGGUGGUGGUGUUCUAAUCAUCUUACACAAUGAAGAAUCAAAGUGCAAAUCCAAGUGUUUACUCUUGCGCAUUCCUCUUUGAGUACUGCAUUUGGUCAGGACUCAGUUUCUAGGGACUGAAGCAGGUUGUUGUGAUGGUAGUAUGAUUUAUAUUAUUGCCUUAUUUAAUGGGAAAAAUGGGGGGGAAUGUGGAAGGAAAUUUAUUCUGCUCAGUGUUGUUCAUAUUGUUGAAAAUGAUAUGUAUAUAAGUUCAUUUGCAUUUCUCUAAAUUUUCUGGAGGUAUUGUUCUUUUCCUGAUCGGUACAUAAACAAUCUGCAUGCUGUCCUUAGUGUGUUUUGUUUACCAGUACUGCCACUGAAAUUUUAAUUUAUUGUCAAAAGACAUUUUAAAUAUAAAAUUUUAUUUAGAGAUGGUGCUUUCUGUUCAGCUGUGUUAAGAAAUGAGUUCUUACAUGGUAUGAAGUUGCAAUUUACUUUUUCAUUACUGUAUAAUUAUGAAAUGUCACUAAAAAUUAGCAUGCAUGAUAGCUGUCCAUAUAUCUUAAGUUCUGUGAAAUUAAAAAAUUUGAUAGAUUUAUUGUUCAAUAAAUCCAGCAUAUGUAACUUU